Paramacrobiotus metropolitanus is the source of this 3465-nucleotide messenger RNA. RefSeq names its product receptor-type guanylate cyclase gcy-13-like. NCBI's taxonomy places the organism in Eukaryota, Metazoa, Tardigrada, Eutardigrada, Parachela, Macrobiotidae. Gene Ontology annotation, biological process: cGMP biosynthetic process; protein phosphorylation; intracellular signal transduction. The transcript has 18 exons. Bases 187 to 3354 code for a protein of 1055 amino acids. Gene Ontology annotation, molecular function: ATP binding; guanylate cyclase activity; peptide receptor activity. The record is from RefSeq and is a predicted model, not a curated record.
UUCAGCUGCCUUUGCCGGCAUUAGCCAGCUUAUUUAAUGACGGAGUAAAUAUUUAAUCCCGAUCCAGAAUACGCUGCUCAACCUACAUCUGCGCACGUACUACGACGGGCGUAUUAAAUUAACCGCGGUGGCUCUUGCGCACCGCAGGCAUCACGUUACCGGUUACCUGAUGAUCUUGAUCCUGAGAUGGAAACUCGUACUUUCUCUACAUUGACAUUUGCUUUAAUACGUCACAGUGCGACUUCCUUAAUAGCCGCUGUCGCUGCUCCGUUCAAGGUGGAGAUUGUUACAUGGGGACAUGUGAGCCUGUUGUCAAUAUCGUCCAUUGUCUACAAUGGCCCGCCAAUAGAAACCGCUGUCGCCGAAAUGAAUACGAAAUAUAACGGAUCUAUCUAUGCUUAUCAUACGGUGCUGGCCAAUUCAUCUAUCGUAUCGUGCGACGAUAUGGUCUCGCAGAUUGAUGCGGUCAUGUCCAGUUGGUAUUAUCGAAAACGUAUGGAUGUUAACAUGAGCGUUCUUAUUGCAGCCGGUUGUACGGAACAAUACAACAUAAAUCGUUUGGCAGCUGCAUGGAAUCUAUUGAUGCUGACCAGUGUGGCAAGCGAUGCCAUUCAGAUCCACAAGGACAUCACGCCCACCUGGGUAUCCAUGCCGCCACAAACACCCCAGGGUUACGCCGCCUUUCUGCGUAACCUUGUCCUCCGCUACAACUGGACAACAAUUUAUAUUGUCGUGGAGGAAUCGGUUAAUCUGGGAUAUGUUCAGAUUGCCAGUAAUUUCUUUACCCUAUUCAACAAUAUAAGCAAUGCCCAGGUCAUCCGGCGUUACGUGCGCGCUAUCAAUGCAUCCAGCUACGAUGGCAUUUUGGAGGAGUUCCGGAAAAGCUGUCGCGUCCUGAUGUUUUUCGGACAUGCGACCAAACUGCGAAGCUUCAUGAUAAGCGCUUUCAAGGCGAACAUGACCUCUGAAGAAUACGUAUAUGUCGCAGUGGGACAGACCUUUCCGUACAAACCAUUUGGCAACUAUACGUGGGAGUAUGACGAUGCCGACGAUAAAAUUGCUAGACAAGCCUUCCAAAAUUUGCUGCUGGUUGAAAUUUUUGAUGCUACGAUUCGCAGCCCAUCCGACACGCUGCGAGAUACCUGGAUCGAGAUGGCGAAAGCGGAAUACAACUACACAAUUAAAUGGAACGAAACAGCGGUUCAGUUUUUGGCUGCAGCCUACGGUUCCGUGGAGAUAUUCUUUCAAAUACUAAACGAAAGCCUUGCCAAACAGACUGAAUUCGAUUAUAGCCAUGGGAAAGGAUUCGCUUCGUUAUUCUACAAUCGCACGUUUAACACCAGGUUUUUAAGGAUUGCUAUCGAUGAAUUCGGCCAGCGACGUAUUGCAUUCGCGGUGAAAUCAUUGAAUCCUGAGACGAACCACAUGGAUACAGUAAUGUAUGAGAAUUAUGGCAGUACCGAAAUCCAAGUAAACGGCACAAUUUACUGGGCAGGGAAACCAAACAGCCUGCCUCCGCGAAACGAACCGAUCUGUGGAUAUUUCGGCAACAAAGGACCCUGUGCUCCAAAAGAUGAUGCGGGCAAGAUAAUCGGAAGUGUGGUUGGCGUUUUUGUGGUUGUUUGCGGCAUCUUGAUUACAGUGGCGUAUCGCAUGAUUAGACAGCGUCUGCAAUUUGACUCAGCAGAAUUAUCCUGGAUAAUUGAUUACAGCCAAUUAGCACGGCCAGCUGGUCUUCGGUCAACAGAAUCAUUGACACAAACGAACUAUUCGGCGACGUAUUUGCCGGUACAGCAGCAUGUCUGGAUCUAUUCGGUGCCACUGGACGAUAACGUUAACGCCGCCAUCGGAACGUUCGCGACACCGUCUAGAGCUACGGCUCGGCUAAUUUACGAACUGCGACACAUUAGCUCGGACAAUAUCAAUGUCCUCCUUGGACUGAGCUUGGGCUUUAACAGAACGCGGCUGCUCUUUGUCGCGCCUUUCUGCGAACGCGGCUCUCUCCAUGACCUUUUCGAUCUACAAAAUCGUCUGGAUAUGGACCUGCAAAAUUCGCUCGCUAUUGAUCUUAUUCGUGCAAUACAUUUCAUCCAUACCAAGACAUCGCUCCGGUACCACGGUCAUCUGUCGCGAUGGGUGUGCCUUAUUGAUCGUCAUUUCACCUUGAAAAUUGGAAAAUUUGGAUACGUGGCAUUAUCGCAGAGUUUGUGCGGUCGUGCGGUAGAAAAGCCGCAUGACAACGCUAAGAAACUGCUCUGGACAGCGCCAGAACUGUUACGAGACGCCAAAGGUCAUCCAGACAAAGCCACAGAUAUCUACAGCACCGGCAUUAUUUUGUAUGAGAUUUUCACUUUGCGAUAUCCAUACGACAAUUCACCUCAACCUUCUGGCAACCUGGAAAACAAUGCUAAUAAAAUAAUCAAGACCAUCCGGAGCGGCCAGUCUCCAUAUCUGCGUCCAACAGUUGACCAUCCCACUAGGCAGCUGAGUACGGUGAUGCAAAUUCUGGAUGCAUGUUGGAAUGAGCAGCCAGCACUGCGCCCCGAUUCUUCCAGUCUUCUCAAUCAAAUAACCAGCAAACUCGGCUUAUCGUACAAACAGGAUACAUCGUUUUUUGAUAAUAUAUUACACCGACUGAAGAAAUACGCUGACGCUUUGGAAGACGAAGUCUACAAUCGCACCGUGGAGCUGCAGAUCGAGCGGAAGCGCUGCGACGAACUGUUGUGCGAAAUUCUCCCGCGCAUUGUCGCGGAACGCCUGCGAAAUGGGGGAAAGGUCGAACCAGAAUACUUUGAAAGCGUGACGGUACUGUUUUGUGAUGCAUAUGGAUUUGAGACGCAUGUCGUGGACCUACAGUCGCCGAUUGCCGUCACGGGAUUUUUGGGGAAACUGUAUUUCGCUUUUGAUCCCGUUGUGAAGAGUUUUAAUGCUUACAAGGUGGAAACAGUCGCCAGUUCGUACCUUAUAGUCAGCGGUCUGCCAGUGGAAAUCGACAACCACGUGAGCGAAAUUGCGUCUUUGGCGCUGGCGCUCAAAAAAACGUUCGUCGUAUUUGUGGAGACCGAUGGGCUGCAGUUUGUCGGCGGUAUGCAUACCGGGCCAUGCGUGGCUGGAGUGGUAGGCCACGUGAAUCCUCGCUACUGCUUAUUUGGCGACACAGUAAAUACAGCCUCACGAAUGCAGAGCUACAGCCUUCCUGGCUAUAUUCAGCUGAGCGCAGAAACGGCUGACCUCCUCCGCAGCGUUCCUUAUCAGCCUUACGAAAUCAAGGAGCGCGGGAGUAUAGAUAUCAAAGGAAAGGGGGCGCAGACAACGUACUGGCUACUCGGAGGACACACCACUAGAAUGCCUUAAACUACAAUACAGUACCAGAAUCAUAGCAUGCACCUGUGGCUUACAGUAUUAUAACAUUUACUUUUACGAAAGCUCAAAUUUGCUGUACUGGUCUGUAAUUCAGAGUUUAAU